UCGGUGGCGGCGGAGCAGCUUGAGCAGACGCCGGGAUGUGGUAUGAGAUCCUGCCCAGCACGGCCAUCAUGGGCCUGUGCCUGACCAUCCCUGGCGUGUCGCUCAUCCACAUCCACAUCCACAGAUACCUCAACGGGGGCAAGGAAAAGAGAAUUGCUCAUCAGCCCUACCAGUGGCACCUGAUGGAGAGAGACCGGCGACUGUCGGGGGUUAAUGACUACUAUCGGUCCAAGGGAUUGGAGAACACUGACUAAGAAGCAACUCGUUGAGUGAAGAGUCCUAGUUCCUGUACAAAGUAGUUUAGCUCCAGUAAACAUGCAUUUAUAUUUGAUUCAACAUGUUAUAUGGUGCAUAUAAACCUGGAAAAUGAAAAAAGAAAAAAAAAACAAA
Dermochelys coriacea (leatherback sea turtle) is the source of this 390-nucleotide messenger RNA. RefSeq names its product NADH dehydrogenase [ubiquinone] 1 alpha subcomplex subunit 1-like. Lineage: Eukaryota; Metazoa; Chordata; Testudines; Dermochelyidae. The record is from RefSeq and is a predicted model, not a curated record. The transcript has a single exon. The coding region runs from base 36 to 254 and encodes 72 amino acids.